AUGUUUAUUCCAUUGUUGGAUUCAAUAAUUGAAGAUCUUAAAAGACGCUUUACAUUACCAAGUAUGGAAGCUUAUGAUUUAAGUUUAUUUAUACCAACAACUUUUUUGCAACAAAAAAUGUACUGUACCUCAGAAUAUCAAGAUAGAGUAUCUAAUGUAUCAAAGAGAUUUUCUUCGAUUGAACCAAAUAUACUUCAUGGCAAAACUAUUUUAGGUGAAUUAGAAAUCUGGUGCCAAAAAUGGAAAAUAAUUGCUGAAGAAGGAAUUGAAAAAUGUCCUGAUAAUGCAAUAGAAGCCUUUUCUUCUUGUAAUGCUAAAGUUUUUCCAAACAUCAAAUCGUUUUUACAAAUAUUAUCUACAAUGCCUGUUGGAGUAGCAUCGGCUGAAAGAAGCUUUUCCACUCUUCGCAGGAUGAAAACUUGGUUGCGGUCUAGGAUGGGUGAAACGCGGCUAACAGGUCUUUGUUUAUUACACGUGCAUAGGGAAGUAAAUGUAAACGAAUUAAUACAAUCUGUCAUAGAACGCUUUGCCAAUAAAAAACAGCGACGUUUAGACUUUGUUUUGUAA
Messenger RNA from Macrosiphum euphorbiae (potato aphid), 567 nucleotides. NCBI's taxonomy places the organism in Eukaryota, Metazoa, Arthropoda, Insecta, Hemiptera, Aphididae. The record is from the annotation of a GenBank genome assembly.